CCCCUCUUUCCGGUGGGAAAAUCUUGAGGAGAAAAACAUUUUUUUUAAACAUUGAGACGUUUGAGGAUGGAGAAAUGGAUGAGAUAAGAAGAAAGAUGACAUCCAGAAUAAACACCAGCUUCACCUUGAUCCCCAGCCAGAAAUAUAGACGAAGUAGUCGUCAAUUCAGCUAUCUUUCCAAAGCCUUUGACUCCAAUUCUCACUUAUCAACCCUUGGAUAUUUCAAAGCCUUACCACUGGAAAUAUUUCAAAUAAUCUUAAGAUAUCUGUCAGUGAAAGAUAUCAGCAUGCUAAGCAUGGUGUCUAAAACUGUCAGCCAAUACAUUAUUAAUUAUAUCUCAAGCUCAUCAGGAAGCAAAAGAUUUUUACUGCAAGACUUCCAUAAACUUGAGCUGUCUGACAGAAGCCAAGACUCUGCUAUACUGGAACACUACAAAUCUCUAGGUCUACUAUUUAAAAGAUGCACAUUGCUGCUACCCACAAAGGAAAGACUAAAGUACAUUCACAAGAUACUUGCAGAAGUUUCAUGUUUUAAAUUCAGUGGCUGUGCAGUUCCUUUACAAUGUGUAGGAUUACCAUGUUAUGGCCUGUUUUUACAGGCCUUAACAGCAGGUUGGGAUGAGCUCGAGUGUCAUCGUGUUUAUAACUUCUUAAGUGAACUGACCAAUCUCUCACGCAAGAUACAGACUGUUGUCUACAGCAAACCAGGGAGCGCCAGGAAAUUGGAGUUAAGGAUCAGGCUAUUCUGUAGGAAUGUCCUGCUUGAUCAUUGGACAUAUCGAAGUGACUCUGCUUUUUGGUUGACUCGUAUAUUAAAGCCAUGGCCUAUGGUGAAUCAGGCGAGGUUACUGUAUAUUAUCUUCGGGCCAAUAUCUCCUCAAGAUGGACAGGUGGUUUGGCAGAAAAUGAUAGAAGGACGUACAGAUGAAUCCAGUCUAAAAGACUUAGCCGAUGCUAUUAGGCUACUGUAUGACACAGACACUAAAGAGUGGACAGCAGAUGAUGUCAUCAGUCUUAUAGAUGAAUUAUCAGUGAUUCCCCGUGAGUGGCUUCUAGAGAAUAAUGCCCGUCUACUAAUCCUAAGUGGGAACAGCAUCUGUUUCACUUUCAUGGCUAGCAAAGCUGUGAAUGGACGAGUCUUCGAACUAGCAAAGCUGAUAGUCUUUAUUGCUUUGGUAUGCGAGAAAGAAUUAUACUGCAUGGACUGGGCAGUUAAAAUGAUGCAGAGAGUCUGUAGAGUCUUUAGCACUCCAGUAGAAAGGAAUAACUUCCUGCAGAGUGUGGCAAACGCGUUUGCAUGUAUUAUAAUGGAAAUGUUGCAGUCAGUUCUGUCUGGUUAAUUGCUCACCUUUGGAGCCUAGAGCAAGUGUGGGUGCCUGACAAACAGUGGAAUGGGAAGAUGAAAACAACGGCGGUUACUCUCUUCAUCUGGUGGGAUUGAAGAGCUAGCCUCUUUCUGUGAAGAGCACUCAUUGCAGUUGCAUGGGGUUUUGUGCCGAUGAAUACUGAAAAGUGUGAAAGACAAAGCUGCUAUCAAAACCUCUUUGGUUAUUGGACACCUUACUAACAAAGUGACUUCUUUAGCAAUUUCACUGGCAAAUAGUUAUGAAACCUGUAAAGAUUGAAGAUAUUUUUUACAUUGCUCCUUGCUUUAUUGGGACUUCACUAAGAUUGGAAAGAUGACCUGAAUAAACACAGAUCUGCUUUUCCAUCAAGAAAGCAAAUAUAACUACAAAAAUGCAUCAAGUAACAGGAGUCUUUAUAAGCAAAUUGUUUAGCCCUUAAAGGGCUCUUUACAAAAAAAAAAAGUUAAUACUUGUAGACAUUCUGAGAUCACUACUUUCUUAAAAGUUCAUAAAACUGGAAAAUGUGCAUUGUUAUUUAUAAAGUUUUAUAUUUGUGGAAAAAUACAUAAGUUGAUGUUUUUGAUGCCUAAAUAUUUGCUACUUGCUAUUUACAUUUACUUGUAUUAAUAAAAUUAAAAGGAGACAUAUUUCCAGCGUGUCCAGAGUUUGCCAUGAAAAUCAUUGA
Molecule: messenger RNA, 2031 nt
Organism: Echinops telfairi (small Madagascar hedgehog)
Lineage: Eukaryota; Metazoa; Chordata; Mammalia; Afrosoricida; Tenrecidae
Gene: FBXO47
Product: F-box protein 47
Exons: 11
Coding region: 75-1340 (421 amino acids)
Molecular function (GO): protein binding
Source: RefSeq, a predicted model, not a curated record